CAACCUCUGAAAGCGAGAGCAGGUAGCCUCAGAUCUACAAGGAUGACCAUCAACACAUUAAGCCAAGGAAGCAAUCGAACAAUGCAAAUGCCAUGUUUAACUAAGAUGGAGCGGGUUAUUUUAGCCAUGCAGGACCCUAAUGUUGGGAUAAAAAUGAGAAACCAAAGGCUCCUAAUUACAGUAAUCCCACAUGCUAUGACAGGGAAUGACAUAGUGGAGUGGCUCAUUCAGAGGUUUUCCAUCACUGAAGAAGAGGCCCUGCAUUUAGGAAAUCUCAUUGUUAAGUAUGGCUACAUCUAUCCACUGAAAGAUGCCAAGACCCUUGUUCUUAAGGCAGACGAAUCACCAUACCGUUUCCAGACACCAUACUUUUGGACUACAAAUAAAUGGCCAGCUGUGGAACUUGACUAUGCAAUUUAUCUGGCCAAGAAAAACAUUCGGAAGCAAGGUGACUUGAUUGACUAUGAAAGGGACGCAUAUAACCUCCUCCAUAAACGAAUAAACCACACAUGGGACUUUGUGGUGAUGCAAGCCCGAGAACAGCUCAGGGCAUCAAAGCAGAGGAGAAAAGCUGAUCGAAUUGUGCUGGAUUGCCAGGAGCAGGCAUACUGGCUUGUUAACAGACCCCCACCAGGAGCCUUUGAUGUUUUGGAACGAGGUCCCGAACGAGGAAACUGCCUCAACUCCAGAGUGCAGAUGAACAGUGAAUACUACAAAAAAGAGAUUGAACAAACGAAGAAAGCCUUGCUGCGAUCACGCGUGAAGUCUUCGAUAUGCCUGGAAGGCUUUUUUAAACAUUGUGAGCAGUACCAGGUGCACGAUCCCAUCAUGUCAGGAUGCCUGCCCAGUAACCCUUGGAUAACUGAUGACACAAUGUACUGGACCAUGAACGCUGACUUGGUGGCAACGCCAACUAAAAUGCGAGUAGAGCGCUGGGCCUUCAGUUUCAUGGAACUCAUUCGGGACCCACUUGGACACAAUGAGUUUGUACAUUUCUUGGAAAAAGAAUUCAGUGCUGAGAACCUAAGCUUUUGGGAGGCAUGUGAAGAUGUCCGCUACGGAGAAUAUUCAAAAAUCCCAGAGAAACUGGAGAAUAUCUACCAGCAGUUUCUUGUCCCAGGAGCAAGUAAGUGGGUGAAUAUUGACAGUAAAACCAUGGAUCGUACUCUGCAAGGAAUCAAAGCUCCACAUCGCUAUGUAAUGGACGAUGCUCAAAUGCAUAUUUAUUUUCUGAUGAAAAAAGAUUCUUAUCCAAGGUACCUCAAAUCUGAUCUGUAUAAGAAUAUGCUCGCCAAAGCAAUUGUACCACAGGAAACGAAAAAAAGUGUGUUUCCCUUUAUGAGGAGACAACGGCACUCUAGUCCGAGUCCUGCUUUGACGGCACAUUCUGGAGAGGAUGAUGGAAAGAGUAAAUCAGCUGGAUCGCCAGGGGGUGCCGUAGCGGCCACCAUCACUCAGCUGUGUCGCUUUUCCCACCCGUUGGCUGUGCUAUCCAGUCCAACACUUGCUGCCCGGCCGAUCCAGAUGCAGAACCAGGCUGUGUCAGGGGCUGUGCCUUUGUGCCCCGGAGACCUUCCCACUUCCACCCACCCUUCUCCCAACCUGGCUGACUCUAAGAGCCUUAACAAGCCUAGGGUCACCCUGGAGUAUCAGAUUUACCUGAAGGACCCCGAAGAAGGCACACAAAAUGAGACAGACACAGCGUACACCUGAACCAGACAAGACGGGACUAGUCCGGGAUCCCCGGGGGACUUGCAGGCACAGAGGCGAACCCCUGACUACGUCAACUGGCUUUCAGAGGAAGAAGGCAGACUGCAUAUUAUUAGGCAUUUCUUUACAUUAGGGUGUACAAAUGCUUCACCGUGUUAUUUAUUAUUAAUCUGCUUACAUUGGUUGUUUCCUAGAAGAGCUCACCACCUUGAUACUGUUGUCUUUCUGAAAUAUGACGCAUUGGCAGCUUCUGUGCCGUUGUUAUUUACAGCAAACAUUUUGGUGCCACAGAGAUUUGUUUUUCAAUUAGUUUUAAAGGCUUUGAUUUUUGCAAUUACGCUGAUCUGUAUUUGGGCGGAAGCACAGUCUAGUGUUAAAUGCCAUUUAAGUGACCUAUUCUUUAAUGUAUAAAAAUACAUAAAGAUAAUCCACCUUGCAGCUUUUGAAAAGCCCUGUCAUUCCCAGUUUGCCCAAUAAUCACCAGCACAAACACACA
This is a messenger RNA of Erpetoichthys calabaricus (reedfish), 2206 nucleotides long. RefSeq names its product regulator of G protein signaling 11 (gene rgs11). Bases 43 to 1713 code for a protein of 556 amino acids. The transcript has 19 exons. The record is from RefSeq and is a predicted model, not a curated record. Gene Ontology annotation, biological process: intracellular signal transduction; G protein-coupled receptor signaling pathway; regulation of G protein-coupled receptor signaling pathway. NCBI's taxonomy places the organism in Eukaryota, Metazoa, Chordata, Cladistia, Polypteriformes, Polypteridae.